Messenger RNA from Mycena indigotica, 894 nucleotides. RefSeq lists its product as uncharacterized. The record is from RefSeq and is a predicted model, not a curated record. Lineage: Eukaryota; Fungi; Basidiomycota; Agaricomycetes; Agaricales; Mycenaceae. The transcript is spliced from 5 exons. The coding region runs from base 1 to 894 and encodes 297 amino acids.
AUGUCUGGUCUAAACUGUAGCUCACUGGCCAAUGCGGAUGCCCAAGGUCCCUGUGAUGUUGCUAACAACUUCUGCUACGACCUUCCCAUUCAAUAUGGCGCCAGUAUUGCUGCAAGCACGACGCACUGUGAAUGCAGCACUUUGGCCUUUUUCCUCUGCUCUGCUUGUGAUGUUUGCGCCGGGCAGGCCGCAAGCCCUGGCCCAGCCUGGGGAGUGUAUUCUGAGUCGAAAAGCUGCUCUGCCGAUACACCCCCCACGUUGCCUCCAAUAAAAAAUGGGACUGUCGCUGUCCCGUCAUGGGCAAUGCGGAUGGCAUCGGCGACCCCUACGGCGAGCGUGUUUGAUCUUCAAGCGGCGCUCGAUCUCGCAAAGGCCAGCACCAUCGCCACCUCGUCCGCCGACAGCUCCCGCUCCCCAAGCUCCCAGGCCAGCACCACGGCGUCUUCGACGCACCGCCUUCCGCCAACAUCCUCCAGCUCCGACAUUUCCCAAGCGCACCACCGUGGCGCGCGUCAAGCGGCGAUCAUCGCCGGGGCCAUCGUGGCUGUGCUCGUGGCUGUGGCAAUCAUCGGCGCUUAUCUGUGCUGGCGUCGCAAAUCGAUGCGCGCGGUGCGAUCACAACUCUCAGCGCGUCCCUGGCUUGCCGGAGCGGAGCGCGGCCACGAGGAGCGCAGCCCGGCAGAGCUAAAGCGAGGAAUGCGUAGUCUAAGCAGCGUGGGAAGCGAUAUGCAGACAAGGGGGCCUGCGCCGGCCGGUGAUGCGAUACUGAGACAACAGGUGCAGUCCGUACAGGAGGAGCUUCAACUGCAGCGCGAUGAGCUCCGACAUUUCCGGGCAGCGACACAGCCCCCGCCCAGCUAUGUGUCCGGCGCGGCCCAACUUCACGGGUACUAA